AUGGCCUCGCAUCCUGUGGAUAAGUACGCUCCUAAGCUGGUCGAAAAAGCCGACAAGCUACAGUCUCGGCUUACUAUGGACGAUCACUCCAAACCAGCUGGAGGAUACGAUGCGACUCCGAUUCCUCAUGCGCCGCCGGGCUAUACCGUCAAGUUCACCUUUCAUCGCGGGGAGGAUCUCCCCAUCGCGGACUUUGGCAGUUUUUCCUCCGACCCGUACGUGUAUGCGCAACUACAGGUGGAUUUACCUCGGCGUCAUAAGCAAGAUCCUGUAAUGAGCUUCCGAUCGCCGACCGUGCGCAAAAACAUGAAUCCCAUAUGGAACAGCGAAUGGAUUGUCGCAAAUGUUCCGGCCUCGGGUGGUUUGCUCAAGGCUUAUCUGAUGGACGAGGAUCCGGCGGACCAUGAUGAUAAAUUGGGAAUCGCGUUCAUUGAUGUACCCGCGCUGGAAGGUUGGAAAGGAUUCAAAGAGCAGCCUUUCAAGGUGAAAAAGCGCUUUGGCAGCAAGCGAGUCUAUGUGUUCACCAAUGUCUCCGCGUUUGCCACUGGUCACCAUAAGGAGUCGUUCUUGAUUAUGAGCAUCGAGUGUCUGGGUCGAACCCCGGGGACCGACGGUGGCCAGAUGUAUACUCUCGGCCCAAAUUAUUGGUUCAAGCACUUCUCACCUCUCUUUGGAAGACUGACAGGGACAAAGGAUCAAGUCAAGGCUCUUGAUGGGAAUGGCAAGCCCAUCAGUCGAUAUAACUUCCAAGCCAUUCAGAUGCAGCUUCGCGGUCCGGUUCCCGCGGAAUUGUAUCAUCGCUAUGUUGAAUUCAGGCCAUUUGUGGCAGGCAUGUUCCAAGCGCAAAGUCUACGGGGCCGAAUCCUACAUAAAGCUCUGCAUCAUCAACAUCAGCGUAUCUAUAAUUUUGACCGCAGCACUCUUGAUGGCACAUUUGCCGAACCGUGUCGCGAAUUUACGCAGAAGUUCUUGGAAUUCACCAGUUGGGGUCAAAACGGGCGGAUCUUCACCUACGUGAUCACCUUGGACGGGAAAUUUCGAUUCACGGAGACAGGCAAAGAGUUUGGAAUCGACCUUCUGAGCAAACAUACGAUGCAUAGUGAUGUUUCGAUAUACAUUGCGUACUCGGGAGAAUUCUUUGUGCGACGGAUUGUUCAUCGUCAUCAACGGCAGUCUUCUUCGUCCCGCACAGAGACAGCUGAGAACGACUUCCCAGUGGAGGAGGAUGAGAUGCCCCAGGAGUUGCUGCAAAAUUCAACAGACCCAUCGGACUACGAACUCUUCAUUGAUAAUGACAGUGGAACCUACCGGCCCAAUUCUGAAAAGUUACCCCUUCUGAAGGAGUUCAUCGCGUCCAACUUUCCGGGUCUGAAUGUUAGCACUCUUGACUGUCAAGGGGAUGCUGAGCGAAUGGGCCAGAUGAAGAACGAACAACGAGAAGUCAAAAAAUCCCAAGGUCAACUCGUCACAUACCUCCAACAGAGUAGUGUUUCAGACCUUUCCAUCUCUAGUUCGGACGAGGAGAAGCUGGAUGAACGCAGCGGCGAGGUUCCUCGACGAGGGGGCAUGCACCGGAAGGUGCAUGAGAUGCGUGAUGUCAAAGGUCAAAUGAUGAAAUGGGUCGAAGCCGAUGGGCAUGCUAAUCGUCCGAAGCACCGUUACUCCAGUCGUGAGCGGGCUGCCUCGACUGGUGAAGUGCGCUCCGCCACCACCCCAUCUGAAGCCAAAGCGGCUGCCUGA
Penicillium pulvis is the source of this 1740-nucleotide messenger RNA. RefSeq names its product C2 domain protein. The transcript is spliced from 2 exons. Lineage: Eukaryota; Fungi; Ascomycota; Eurotiomycetes; Eurotiales; Aspergillaceae. Gene Ontology annotation, biological process: positive regulation of gene expression. Bases 1 to 1740 code for a protein of 579 amino acids. The record is from RefSeq and is a predicted model, not a curated record.